Molecule: messenger RNA, 381 nt
Organism: Aspergillus japonicus CBS 114.51
Lineage: Eukaryota; Fungi; Ascomycota; Eurotiomycetes; Eurotiales; Aspergillaceae
Product: putative L-PSP endoribonuclease family protein Brt1
Exons: 3
Cellular component (GO): cytosol; mitochondrion
Molecular function (GO): deaminase activity
Source: RefSeq, a predicted model, not a curated record
CGCCGAGCAAUCCACACCCCUACCGCCCCCACCCCACCCCCCUUCCUCUCCCAAGCCAUCGUCGCCAACAACACCGUCCACUGCUCCGGCCAAAUCGGCGUCGACCCCGCCACCGGGGAGAUCGUGCAGGGCUCGGUGCAGGCGCGCGCUAAACAAAUCCUCCGCAACCUCGGCGCCGUCCUCGAGGCGGCGGGCUCCAGCCUCGACGACGUGGUCAAGGUGAAUAUCUUCCUCACGGAUAUGGGGGAUUUCGGGGCGGUGAACGAGGUUUAUGUGGGGGUUUUUGGGGGGGAGGGGAGGGUUAAGCCUGCGCGGACGUGCGUGGCGGUGAAGUCGUUGCCGAUGGGGACGGAUGUCGAGAUUGAGUGUUCGGCUGUGCUG